Lucilia cuprina (Australian sheep blowfly) is the source of this 3816-nucleotide messenger RNA. RefSeq lists its product as uncharacterized. The transcript has 8 exons. Gene Ontology annotation, biological process: anatomical structure morphogenesis. Gene Ontology annotation, molecular function: protein binding. Bases 241 to 3225 code for a protein of 994 amino acids. Gene Ontology annotation, cellular component: cytosol. Lineage: Eukaryota; Metazoa; Arthropoda; Insecta; Diptera; Calliphoridae. The record is from RefSeq and is a predicted model, not a curated record.
CCAAAAACAAUUUGGCAACACAACAAAAACUAACGAACAAGUCCCCAAAAGAAACAUCAUAAAAAUAACAUUCGCUAACGAAACAGCAGCACAAAGUAAAAAUGUCAAAAAAAUUACAAAAACAUUGAAACAUUUUUUUUUGCAUUAAACAAAGUAAAUUUUUUCGCCAGAUUUGUUUUUAUUUUAACGAAUUUAUGUUCCGAAGAAAAUAAAUGAGUUGAAUUAAAAGUUGCUGCGAAAAUGAAUCGCCAAUUGGUGGAAAAUAUUUUAACCGUAAUAAAGACCUCAACGGAUAAAUCGGUGAUUGUUAAGGGUCUGGUUAAAUUGCGUACAGAUGUGGUCAAAGAUAAAGAUGGAAUUUUAUUGUUUCGGGAAGCAGGGGGUGUCUCACCCAUGGUACGUUUUCUAAGUAAACCACAUGAGCAAAUAUUGGAAGUGGCUUUGAGUAUUAUGGGCAAUUGUUGUACCGAUGAAAUCAGUUGUAAAGAGGCUUUGGAAAGUAAAAUUGCAGUACCUUUGGCUACCAUACUAAAAUCGAUACCAAAUCCAGUCAUUCAAUGUCGUGCUUGUCGUUUGUUGGGUAAUUUGGCUAAAGUGGAUGCAAAUCAAUUGGUGUCCAAUCAUUGUCCAGUAAUUGCACAAUCUCUGGUUCGUAUAAUAGAGGAUACCUCGGAUGUGCAGACACGUAUGAUGGCAUUUCGAGCUUGCCGUUUCCUAUUGACAAAUCCCCAGUUUGUGAAGAAUUUUCUGCAAGCUUCUGGUUUAGCUACAAUUUUACGUAUUUUGGCAUCGGUAAUGAAAAAUAAUGAUUAUGUGGUCGAGGAAAAACUUCUAAAUGAUGCCCAGGCUCCUUUAAAAGUGGGUUUGAAACGUAACCAGCACCGUGAGAAGUAUUUUGAAGAGGUUGCCCGUAAUUUGGAAGGUGUACGCAGUGAUAUAUUUGAUCAUGAAGUUUUGAAAAAUACCACUCGUAAUUCUAAUGCUUAUGCCAUGCCCAAGGAAAGAGUAGCAUUAGAUCUAGUAUGUGAAAUUUUAAAGUGUUUACUGGCCAUUUCAGAGCUGCAGAUAGGAGUACCCAUAUGGGAUUCGCUGAAUCGAGCCAAUUGUACAUUUGCUCCAAUUGUUUAUUUUGUAACCGAUGAAAAGAAUAAACACAGAAGUGUAGCCUUAAAAAUCUUAUCAAAUCUUUCGAAAAAUACGGGAGCUUUUUACAUUUUAAGUUCUGCUGAUGCUAUUCUGGCUGCUUGUGAAUUGUUGGUGUCAAGUGAUAUGGAGGCAGCUCCCAAUGAAAGUGAAAGCCGACAUUGUAUCAAUAUUAUAAGCAUACUAUCAACGGAUGCCUGUAAUCGUUCGAAAAUCCGAAGGUCUGGAGCAUUAAGAAAACUAAUUGCAAUGUGCAAGGAAUCUAAUUCCCAGCCAGAGAAAUCAGCGAUCUUAAAUGUCUUAAUUAAUUUCCAAUAUGACAACAUGAGCAUGGAUCUAAUGUUACGCGAAGGCUUAAUCAAUGUUCUAAUCAAAGAACUGGAUUUGUAUUUAGCUAGCGAUGAUGAUUACUAUAAAAAGAAACGUGAGGAAAAAUUACAAACUUCAAAAAAACGUAAACUGCCGGAAAUAGUUAAAGAAACCAAAUGCAAGUUUCCUAAGGUUAAAGAAGAAAUCUAUUUGGAUUGUGAUUCACCCAGCAGUUCGCCUAGAUCUUACAAUGCUCCAUCUAGUCCUUGUAGUUCUCGCAGCAUGUCACCAGUGGGUGGGAAUGUAUAUCAAACAAAUGAAUCCGAUGAAGAAUCUUAUUCCCCCGUUUGUAGUGAUGAUGAAGAGGAAGAAGAGGAGCAGAAUGAGAAUGAUAAUAAAAGAGAUACUAGCAGCUAUUUGUAUAGCAAUCCAAAUGCCAAUUGUAAUGAUCAUACUAUAAUAAUGAAUCUACUGGAUGUUGCUGCUAGAUCAGAACCCAUUGAAGAUAAUAUUUUAUUAGAUAAAGAAGAUGAUGAAGAAAUAAGUCAAGAUGCUGCUUUAAAAUUGCCACCAACUAGUAACUUGCCUCACAAUACCAUAGAUAUAAUAGAUAAUUUAAUAUUUCGCGUAACCUGUUUGGUUAAGAAGAGUUUAGACUUGGGGAAACCCGAAACCAUGAAAACCCUUAUUAAAGCCAUUAAUAUGUUUGGUAUUAAUUUAGAUUUUGCUGGAUCUCUCACCAAUAUUUUAUUGGAAAGUCAAUUUUUUGGUCAAGUCAUUAAACAGGGCAUAUGUCACCAAUUGUUCCAAUUAACAAAAAUUAAAGAGAUGGCCAAAGAUGGUUUUGGGUUUCUAGACACCUUAACAUCUGUGGGUGAAUGUAAUUAUGGCAAAGAAGAAUUGGCCCGAUUAUUGCGUUGUGAGGAUAUUGUAUCACAGAAAAGAGCCGCCAUUACUGUAGCCUACAUUAUCAAAAGUAAACCACUGCUAUAUCAAUUCCUAAAUGAUGGCAAUGCUCUCUCGGUUUUACUUAAUAUAAUAUUAAGUGCCAAACAAGAUGAAUUUACAGCCGAAGCAGUUGAUUCGUUAACUUGCAUGUCACGCUUCACUUUAGGCAUAGAUAUACCACAGACGGCGGCUGACAAACGUUUAGACGAAUAUGAAAUAUUCAUAGAAAAGGAUGCUGGCCAACCUUUACAUGAAUCAUGCGAUAUGCGUUUCUUAGUACAUGAUCCAAACGAAACCGAAGACAGCAGCGAAUCAGAGACAGUAGCGGUAGCCUUUAAUAAGGCUUUACUCUGCUCCACCAGUGAAGUAUUCAAUACAAUGUUAAAUAGUGAUUUUCGCGAAGGCAAUGAAGGUGAAAUACACUUGCGCACCUACACCGUCAGCGGUCUGCUCUAUUUUCUCAAUCUCAUUGUACGUCAAUCGAAAAAUUUAAAAAUGAACAUACCACCGGCUGAUAAAUACUAUGCUCUCUUGGAAGCUUUUGAAAUGUCACGCAUUUAUAUUAUACCCGAAAUGGAACAAUUUGUUUUACAACUAUUAAUAUCACAACUAGAUGAAUCGAAUUGUUUGAGUGUUUUGGAAUGGUCGAUGAAAAACUAUCAUGUCGAAUUGACUGAAAUGUCGAUUAACUAUUAUUUGUGUUCAUCAUUGACUACUGAAGCUAAAGUUAAUUUAUUUAGAACCGCCGAUUAUUCAACAUAUUCAGCCGAAUGGUUUCAAAUGAUUAUUGAAGCUGUUUUGGCUAGAUGUCGUAAUGGUUUUUAAAUAUAAUUAUUAUUUUUUUAUUAUAUAUUUUAUUUAAAUUAUUUUUUAAUGUGAUUUUUAGGUUUAAUUGAUGAUUUUUUUUUAAAUUUAUUGUUAUUUUCAACAAAAAAAAUAUUACUGGAUUUUUUUUAUUUAAAAAUUGUAAUAAACCGGGAUUUCAAAAUUUUGUGGGAAUAUUCAUAUUUAGAUUUAAAAUUUUAACAGCAUUCUGUCGGUUUUUUUGGUAAAUGCAAAAAGAUCACUCUAAAAUUUGUUAAAGAUUACCUUAAAAUUGAAAUAUUUUAUGGAAUAUAAGAAAGAUUCACUAAGAAACAUUCUCAAAACUGAUUUCGUUUAAAAAUUUUAAAUUUUAACGAUUACUUUACUUGAUUUACUUAAGUCUGAUUAACUGUUAAGUUUAGAGAUCAUGGACUUCUAGGAAUAUUUAAAAUUGGGCAACGGCACGUUUUGAAAAGGAACCCUUUCGUUUUUGUAAAUAAUUUAAUAUAAUUUAUAAAGUUUUAUCAGAUUUUCAAAAAAAAAAAAACAUCUUAAAAUCGAAUAAAUUACAUUUAUUUAAAACAAAAUUACUUCUUUAAAGAUAAUUAAUUU